GUCUGGUAUUCAAGUAACAAUUUUCUAUUGGUGGGAAUAUUCUCUCGAGUUUAUGUGAGAACUUGGUCAUAGUAUAUGCAAUAUUAUUUCAUCAUUGCAAUUCUGUAAAAUAGUUUUGGACCAACUGAAUUCCAGUUUUGAUUGCGUGAUUGAAGGCCAUACUAAAAUCUAAAAAUGGCUAAUAAAAUCGUAGAUUCAGCUUAUGUUCAGCUUUAACAGCCAUGAGGCAGUUAAGCUAUUCAGAAAUUCCAAAUAGUAUGGCCCUGUUUGCUUGUGUCAGUUGCAAUUCUGUUUGGUACUUUUGAGUGAAUGCCCAUAUAUAUAUUGGUAUCUUAAGUAACUUAGUGGCUGGUACAAAAGAGAUAUUUAGAAUGAAAUUGAAUGUAGAAACAGUAGUGGGAAGAAGCUGGGAUGUUUGUGGUAUUCAUGUGGUAGGUUAUUACACCAUUUUUAUAUAUGUAGUUGAUUUUAAUCCACAUAGUUUUUCUACCUAUAGUAUCGGGAAUCAAACUCACUUGAGUCAAGGGAUGUCCUUGCACAUGAAAAAUACAAACCCAUUGGUAAAAUCUGGUGAAUGAUAAAAUCCAAUAAAGAAGGUUGCAACUCAGUUGUAAACAUGAUGAGCAAGUGGAUAUUAUAUGAUCAUGUAAGGAGAAACAUGUUUGAAAGUCAGACAUACACCAAAGGCAUAGAUUCUAGUUGAACAUAAUACAUGUACAGGCAAUCCCCGGCUUUUGACGGGGUUCCGUUCUUGAGACACGACGUAAGCAGGAACAUUGUCAAAACUCCAAAGAAAACCUUACUUUUAAUGCUUUGGGUGUAUUUAAAACUAUGUAAACUACAUUUUUAUUGCAUUUUUUAUCAAAAAAACUUCAAAUAUUGAAUAUUUGUAUUUUUGGAGUCUAUUUCUUAUGGCAGAUUGGCGCCGAAAGCGCUGUAACCCUGGAACGUGUAGCUUAAACCUGGAAAUAAUUUCUGAUGAAUAUGAUUGAAAAGCAUUGUAACCUGGAACACUGUAAGCUGAACCCAUUCCUGAUCGGGAAUUUGAGACUUUCCUCCCAGAAAGCAUGAGAGCGCCGGUGAUUCAUGUUUUGGGGAAGCCACCUCACGAAUACAAAGGUGGUUCCAGCGGUUAUUCCAAUCACUAUGAUCAUCCUCACCCAACAAAUUGGGAUAAGCGAGGAUCCAGGUACCAUGAAGACUGGGAAAAGAGAGGCAGCCUUGGUAGCGGUGGUGUGUUGCGCAUAAAUGAGAAUGCCAGGAGUGCCAUAUUUUCACGGGAUUCUGGACGACCGCCUGGACGUCUGGUCGAUGCUGAAGGGGGAGAGAAUGAUAGUUCUCAAAGUCCCGGUGGUGUUUUGGCUUCCACACCUGUGAUUCUGUCAAGAACGCGUAGCACAAGUGAACAGCGAUCAACGUCACCCAAUCCAUCGGUGACAGCUGCAAGGAAAGAUUCUGUGCCAAAUGCAUCAGGAAGCUCAUCUACUACCCAGCAUUUCCAAAUUGCUUCAAAGCCAUUGAUGAUGGAGGCCUCCCUGAUGCCAGAGAGGAUUAUGAAGGGGCCGACUCGUCUUCUGGAUGAAAGCUUGACCUUGUGUGAUGAUUUGAGUCCAUAUCUUUUAGAUCAAAGUAAUUUCCUUGUUGUUGCCAUGAUGGGAACACAGGGAGUGGGGAAAUCAGCCUUGGCAUCCCUUUUUGUUAACCCUGGCAUAGAUAUUAACAAAACUAGGUAAGUCUUUUGUCUUUCU
Macrobrachium nipponense is the source of this 1748-nucleotide messenger RNA. RefSeq names its product nonsense-mediated mRNA decay factor SMG9-like. The transcript has 4 exons. Lineage: Eukaryota; Metazoa; Arthropoda; Malacostraca; Decapoda; Palaemonidae. The record is from RefSeq and is a predicted model, not a curated record. Gene Ontology annotation, biological process: nuclear-transcribed mRNA catabolic process, nonsense-mediated decay. The coding region runs from base 1068 to 1733 and encodes 221 amino acids.